AUGCCCUCUCUCGAGCCAUACUUCCACGCCGCCCAGCUCGACAUCGUCGUCCCGGUGGGUGGUGUUGCGCCUCCACCGUCCGACGCCCGUGAGCGUGCGGCAUGGUGGGCGGGCGUGACGGCGCAACCCGGGCGCGAUACAGUGUUCCUCGACGAGAAGGUGUCCUACGCCGUCUCGCUGCGCCUUCCCACCAACGCGCUCCCCACCAACGCGCUCCCCACCAACGCGCUCCCCACCAACGCGCUCCCCACCUCCAGUCCCAAUCCCAGUCCACCAGGGACACCCCCCGAACUCUCCGCCCUCACGAAACACCUGCAUAUGACGGCCACCGUGUCGUUCCUGCCUCCCCUUGGCCCUCCAGUGGGCUUUGAGAGACGGGGUAGCCUCGCACCGCCCCCGCCAGUGGGCAAGGAUACAACGCCCCCGCCAGUGGGAAAAGAUACAACGCCGAAGGGAUCGCCGACGAAACAACGGCCGUCGCCUAUCUCCCCCCCGCGGUUGGCGACCCCACAAGCCGCGGCCGGGACACAUGCUGGUUUGACGCUCAAUCUCCCCAAUAUCCCUCUUCCUCACACCCCUCACACCCCCCACGCCAUCCCGCCCACCCCUACGUCUGCCGCACACCAACCCAGCCGGCCGCCCGUCACCGAGAGUGGUGUGGGUGGACCACCCCUCACGCCCCGGCCUGUGCCUGCCAUGUCACCCGGCGCCGAGGAAUACGCUGAUUUGGAAGGGGUGACAGUAUGGGAGGGCGAGGUGGCUGUCGACGGUAGCCGUCCUACCCUCGUACACACCGACGAGGGGUGGGUUGCUGUCUGGGUCGGCGAGAUGAAUGUUGUGUAUGUCCGCACACAAAUCGCCAACCCCGUACUAGGGAUCACGGCCUCGGCUACACUGCGCGCCAAGCCCCGCAAGGUCGUUUCGGAUACUGCCAGUAUCCGGUCUGUUGCUACGACAGCCAGCGUGCAGACGGAAGAUGUUGGCGUCGACGACGGCGACGACGACGAGGAGGAGCAUAUCGACCUCGCGCACAUGGAGGAGGUCGAUCUGUUGGGAGGAUUGGCUGCGACCCCGGUGCCGUCGUCGCGCCUUGGACCUACGCUUAUGGAGGACAUGUCCAUUUCGAUCCCGCCGAGCAGAACACCCCGACCGCAGUCUAUCCCCUCGGCCGCGCCGAUACAACUAUCGGUCAGCGCCGGCACGACCAUGCGCAAGUCGUUCCGUCGCGUGCUGGGACUCUCCCCGGGUCUGCGGGUGCGCAUGCGCACCCUCUUCCUCCCACAGCUCCUCCCGCCUGGGGCGGCAGCUGACGAGUCAGAGGACAGCGUUGAGCGUAAAAUUGUCGUCUGCGUCGAGAUUGAGAACGGCGCCGAUUCGAGUGAAUACGCAUUCGAGGUGGAGCAGGUGGCUGUCGAGGUUGGAGGUAAGGGAGCCAAGGCGACGGCCGAGCUCGUCUGCCAGCCAGGAACGACAGUGCGCAAGCCUAGCUCGUCAUCGCCGCCACGUACACCAGCUCCAGAUACCGUGUUCCCGCUCCAGCUCGCUGCGCACGAGCAGUACAACCUGCUGUACGCAGUGACGAUCGCGUCGUCGCCCGGAUCGACCGAGGUCGCGCGACACAAGGGUGAGGAGAACCGGGUCGUCGCGAUUGUCCUCACUGGCCGCCCCUACCGCCUCGAGUCUGGGGCCAAGACGUUCCCCACAGCCCCCUUCCACAGCAGGUGGAACUGCAACCUCGAUCUCGGCCCGUUCUACUCGACGCUUCCGCCCGCCCCGCCGCCUCCUCCUGCGCCAAAGCAGAACCGACCAACUCUCAAGGUCGCUGCGCCGACUCUGAACGCUAUUGCAGGUGACAGGCGGUACGCGUUAGCCAACCUCCUCCCAGACGACAGGCGGGUAGUGACCAAUCCGGGGCGCCCGAACGGCCACCACCCAAGCCAGGUGGUCUCUGGGCGCGUCAUGAGCGGCCGCUACGCCGGCGACGGGCACGGUCUCCUCGUUUCUGUUCGCCUCCUCCCUGGGGAAGAGGGGGGAAUUGUACCAGCCCCUCUGACGCCAGACACGACGGGGACAAUCUACGCCCUCGACACAUUCAGCAUUGAGGUGUUUGUGCACAACCGCACCGACACGGUGCGGCGAUUCCGCCUCGCGGUUCCUGCGCGGGAAGCGGACACGCGUAUCCGCGACCUUUGGUCGGUGCGGCGGAGACGCCGUGCCGACGAGGCGACGUACGGUGUCGACGACGCGGUGCUCGGGGCCAUGUUGGCGCAAUACGAGGCUGCUGCACCGGCGCUGGUGGCUCUGGAGACUGACGUGCGGUGCGGCCCGCUGCUGCCUGGGGCGAGCCUGGCUGCGCGGAUCAGGUUCCUUGCGCUGCGGGAUGGGGUGCAUCGCAUCGAGCGGCUGCGGCUGACGGGCAUGGAGGGCGACUUUGACUUUGACAUCUCGCCAGUGCUCGAGGUGGUGGUUGCGGCGAGGUAG
This is a messenger RNA of Cutaneotrichosporon cavernicola, 2481 nucleotides long. RefSeq lists its product as uncharacterized. Gene Ontology annotation, cellular component: TRAPPII protein complex; trans-Golgi network. Gene Ontology annotation, biological process: intra-Golgi vesicle-mediated transport. The record is from RefSeq and is a predicted model, not a curated record. The transcript has 4 exons. The coding region runs from base 1 to 2481 and encodes 826 amino acids. Lineage: Eukaryota; Fungi; Basidiomycota; Tremellomycetes; Trichosporonales; Trichosporonaceae.